AUGCCGGAUAUUGAUUGCAAUCGAGCUUCAGCUAUGGCGACUUUACUUCGAGGAAUUUUGGUUUUGUAUAUGGUGUUGGUGGUUGUGAAUGCAAGAGUUUUGGCUCCUCAUCCAUUUGCAGGAGAAGUUCAACAGAACUUCAUCUCCAAUGUGUUUGAUACUUCCAAGUAUGGUAUUCUUCAGCUACAGAAUGGCUUGGCUCGAACUCCGCAGAUGGGAUGGAAUAGCUGGAAUUUUUUUGCCUGCAAUAUCAAUGAAACUGUUAUCAAGGAAACAGCCGACGCACUCAUCUCCACCGGUUUGGCGGCCUUAGGUUAUGACUACGUUAAUAUAGAUGAUUGCUGGUCCAGUUGGUCACGAGAUUUAAAGGGUCAAUUGGUUCCUGAUCCCAAUACUUUCCCAUCCGGGAUCAAAGCUUUAGCCGAUUAUGUGCAUUCUAAAGGUCUCAAGCUUGGUAUCUAUUCUGAUGCUGGAGCCUUUACCUGUCAAGUUCGCCCUGGAUCGCUUUUCCAUGAGAAUGAUGAUGCAGCUCUAUUUGCAUCUUGGGGUGUAGACUAUUUGAAAUAUGACAACUGCUUCAACUUGGGAAUUGAGCCACAGAAGAGAUACCCACCAAUGCGUGAUGCACUGAAUGCAACUGGACGUACUAUAUUUUACUCGCUGUGUGAAUGGGGUGUUGAUGAUCCUGCAUUGUGGGCAGGCAAGGUUGGAAAUAGCUGGCGAACAACUGAUGACAUCAACGACACAUGGGCAAGCAUGACCACAAUAGCUGAUCUUAAUGACAAAUGGGCAGCAUAUGCUGGACCUGGUGGAUGGAAUGAUCCUGAUAUGUUGGAAGUUGGGAAUGGAGGCAUGACCUAUCAUGAGUAUCGAGCUCAUUUUAGCAUUUGGGCUUUGAUGAAGGCACCUCUUUUAAUUGGUUGUGACAUAAGGAAUUUGACUGCUGAAACAUAUGAAAUUCUAAGCAAUGAAGAGGUUAUUGCUGUUAAUCAAGAUUCACUUGGUGUUCAGGGGAGAAAAAUUUCUGAAUCUGGAACCAAUGGGUGCCGCCAGGUCUGGGCUGGACCAUUGUCUGGGAAACGUUUGGUUGUUGCGCUGUGGAAUCGAUGUUCAGAGAAGGUGACUAUAACUGCAGCAUGGUCUUCCCUUGGACUUGAAUCCUCAACUCCUGUGUCUGUUAGAGACUUGUGGAAGCAUGAAGUUGUUAUGGAGAACAAGGUGGCAUCACUAAGUGCUCUAGUUGAAGCUCACACCUGUGAAAUUUUCAUCUUAACUCCUCAAACAGUUACCCACUCCAUUAUUUGA
Molecule: messenger RNA, 1305 nt
Organism: Oldenlandia corymbosa var. corymbosa
Lineage: Eukaryota; Viridiplantae; Streptophyta; Magnoliopsida; Gentianales; Rubiaceae
Source: the annotation of a GenBank genome assembly